Porites lobata is the source of this 19531-nucleotide messenger RNA. NCBI's taxonomy places the organism in Eukaryota, Metazoa, Cnidaria, Anthozoa, Scleractinia, Poritidae. The record is from the annotation of a GenBank genome assembly.
CGUGUAUAUCACUAUCAUGUUUUUUUUUUUUUUCUAUUUUUUUUUUUUUACAUUCAAGGGGCGGUCUUUCAAGCUGGGAAGGUAAAUAUUACCGACACUUCCCAAAACAACCAUGGUUGCCAAGCCGUUUCCUUCGAAACUCAAUUCCAGGGUUCGGGAGAUGUAAAGGUGUUGGCGACGCUCAGUCACGGAAACAAAUAUGUUAAAAUCCACGACCCAGCGUCUCUUUGGGUGAAGUCGGUGUCAACAACAGGUUUUGAAGCCUGCGUGCGCGAAGCAGGAAGUGGCUCUGGUGGCACGUCUGUUAUCAACUGGCUUGCAUUUCAAGGUUCGCAUCAAGGCAUAAACUCAGGGAUCGCGGAAUUUAAUGAAUUCACGUCACGAACACAAUGCAAGAAGAUAUCGCUAAGCAUUCAGAAUCAGGUAACUUCGCGAUGUUAUCCAAUUCAUUCAUGACAUUCAUUUAGUUUUCCAUUUUAGUUUUAAAGUCAAUACUCAUGAAAAACCCGUAACUCAACUUCGGCCUUAAGGGAAAAAAUAACUAAAACGCGCGUGACUACUUCAUAUCAGUAAAAUUCCAAAAAAUAGCAUUGUUUUGUAGAUUGUUUAAAUACUACGCCUGCAAAAAUCACCAAAAAAUAUAAUGGUUGUAGCCCUCCAUGAUGAAAGUUGUUUGAUAUCUUCUUCAUGGCUCGGCAGGAACAUUUAAUGCAUGGAUAAAUGGACACAGAGAUUACUUCAGCACAGAAUUUGCCCAAAGCAGCAAUAUCAUCGUGUCAUAUCCCCAUCGUGAAUCGACCAUUUUCCCUAUUUCUUGUUUGCUGUUCAAGAUCUCCUCCUCACUCUGGCAAAUCGCCGUAUGCAAAAUCGAGUAACUCUUCAAAGCCGCAAUGAAGUCGUUAACGUCAGUCCUUACCGUCAGUCACUGUUAAUCAGGUCCUCUUCGGGACAAAGGACGAAAAUCAUAUCUAAGCUCAGUACUUGUACUUAUUGGGUGAUUUUUCCUCUUCUUCUAGAUAAAACCUCAAGUGUUUGUAACCGUUCAACAUAAACAUUCUAACCGUCCUUUUGAUUCCAUGAACAUCUGGCUAGAAGAGGUCGAAGCAGACGGCUUCGUUGUUUGCUUGAGAGAGUUUAUGAGUUUCGACGGUAUCCAUACCGGACUUAAAGUGGUGAGUUUUAAAAAAUUUAGCCCAGUCUUCGACUAUUACGUUUUUCUUCGUCCUUGCUUGUCAUCAAUUAAAUUCAAAAUUAAAUCUGAUUGUAUGGAAGCUAAUUAAAAACCUGGUGGUUAGUUUGGCCUCCCCUUAUAAAUUACGUAAAAAUUAUAUUAGAAGAAUUGAUAAGCUAUGGGUUCAGACAAUAAAUGCAACAAGGCGACAUCUUAGUGACGUCAAAUUACGUCACUGUGUCAAUCACAUUACAACUACUUGUUGGAAUGAUGAUUACACUAUUUCGUGUAAAUUUAGUGGCGGUCUCAUGAGUGGUUAUAGAGUUCUCGAAGGGGCCUUCGAAGGCCCCUUCUCCCUCCAAUUUCCAGGGAGCCCAAAAACGCUCAGUCAGAAUAGUGUUAAAUAUAGGUCAUGGUAUUUUGCUUCUUUCUCAGACUCCAGAUACAAAUUUUUCUCAGGGUUCCCACCUUCAUUUUAAGUUUUCUUAAAAACCAUAAGGAAAGACACUUAAUGCUGUGACUGUUACUUGCGUCCACCUUUUCAGAACUGGCUUGCUUAUGAUUUGCUACCUGAGGCUUGGAAUUUUACUGAGCAAGGAAGGCUUCAUUUUUCUGGACUUGGUGCACCAAAGAAAGAGAGCAAUUACGCCUUUUGUCAGGUUGGAAAUAUGACGUUUUUUAAUGAUACAUUCAAUUUUUAUUGACUUAACCCUUGGACGUACAAAAGGGGAUGGAUGCCACCCACCCAUAAGGUUUUUCUGAGUUUUUUCCUAGAGGAUAAAAUAUCAGUACCAGACGUUUUCAGUUCGUUCAUCCGUCGCGCACAUUUUGAGAGAAGUUUAAUGAUGGUCAGUUGCUAUGGUUACGAUAUAUGACGUCAUAAGUAGCGGGUGGUCAAGCCAAUUUUGGGUGAAAAUACAUGUUUUUUCAACUUCUUUCAACAAUAAAAGUAAAUAUUGUGGCUAAAAUCAUACAAAGUGCUUGUUUAUGUGUUAUUUGUCAUUUAAAGCACAAAAAUUACCAGGUUUUCCACUAGAGGUAAAAUGGUUUCAAAAUACUGCAACAUAUCAAAAACUCCAGGGAGGGGUUCCAUCCACCCCCCCCCACCCUUGUACCUGAAUUUGCAUGUACGUCAGAGGGUUAACUUACAAACUCAAGCCCUUAAACCAACGUGGUUAACAAUCAACGUUUGUGUUGUUACAGUGACUGACGUUUCGACUACGUUCAAUCAACCUUUGUGUUGUGUAUUUCUCAUUUCUUUGAGGGACACUGUAGCAUCGGCGUAUUGUGCAUUUUUGAAAUAAGAGUUUAAGGUGAUUCCCUACUUUUGCACUGCGCAUCUCUUACUGCGCAGAACAAGAUGGCUGCCGUAAAAAAGAGCAUGUGAAGUAAUAUUAUUAAAAUGAAGUUGACUGAAGAGAAACGCUAUUGGAAUUUUUGCUUGCUGUUGUUUCUUGCCGAGGUGAGACUCAAUGUGUUGGGAAUGUGCAUAACGUAAGCAGUACGCGUGUUGCUGAGUUCGACCUCCUCUCGGAGAACCUCGAUAGUGGGUGUUUAACUUAUGCUUACUCACUUUGAUUUUCAUUUAAACACUUUCUUUAUGACAGUGUGUCCUAAAUGUGAUAUCUCGAUGUAAAUUCUGUAAAAACGGAUUUUUUAAUACUUUCUUCCCCCUUUCACAUACAUUCUAUUUUCAAACUCGCCCCAGUCCUCUCUCAAAAAUCGGAGAAAAUGCGUUUGGUGCGCACUUUCUGCAGCUCGACCGCAAAAACGAGUACGGUGACCCCCAUUUUUUAUUUCAUGAUUUUAAUAAGGACAGUGCUUCCUUUCGAUGAGAAAAAAAUUGGCACAAAUCUAUGUUCAGUUUUUUGGCAAUUUUACUAAAUUGUACGGAUUGAGCUAUCACUGGUCGAAUAGCGCGUGUAUAAUUGAAUUCUACUUUGGAGCGUAAAAUAAAAACAGGAACAUUAAAAGGUAUUUUUCUGGUAUGUAAGUGGAUAAACAAUACAAUAAAGUUAAAUUCUGUGCGAUACCACAUGCAUCAUCGAAAAAAUCUCUCGUUUUAGUUUUGGGCUGCUCGCGGUUUUUGACAUAGGGUCCAAAAUAGCCGUAUUUCUCAGCAUUGUGACGUCAAAACGAGCACGGUGACCCCCACGUUUUAUUACUUUUUUAUCAUCUUCUUGACUUGUUACAUCAGUGUACCAAGUUUUAGCUACAAUCUAUGUUGGGUUCUUUUACUAUGGAAUCACCUUAACUCCAACAAGAGAUACAACCUUCUUGAUUCACAAGAGUUGUGUUUUAGAUUUGUUGACUGCAACGUGUUCAGGAGGUGCAUCCACUAUUAGAUAUAUUUUAUAGACCUAGAGUUUGCCUAAUCAUUUUCUUAAUGAACUGGGACAAUAUCACUUUCUUCAAAAGGAUCAAAGCGACAAUAUUUCUUUAAACAGUCAGAGGGAAAAUUGUUGUGUUUGCUAAAUCAUGAUUUAUAGGAUUAUAUGUUUGAGAAUCCAUUCUACGAGCCGCCCAAUAUUCUGGCAUCUGUCGGCCAUGAAAAUGGCACCAGGGAACUGUCAAUGAAGGCAGAUGGUCGCUAUAGCAACGCUUUGGCUGUCUGGAUUGAGGUGAGUAGCCUUGAGGAGACAUAAUAAAUUGAAACUUUUUCAAAAAUUUGCUGAUUAAAAUAGCUACCUUCGCUAAAGAGUAAAGCACUUAUAACUAAAGAAGAAGUUCGAAGUGGCACUUAACACUUGACGGCAAAUUCAAGCAAUAACUUGAAUCAUGAAGCUGAUUGUCACUUGCCGUACUCAUUUUCACCUGACUUUCUUCUUAAGGGAGGCUCUAUGGGUUCAUGGUUUAAAAACGGUCAUAUCCGUAGAUUGUGAUUGGUUGAUUACGAUCCAUUCUUUUUUCUAUUAUUAUUUAUUUCCGUGGUGAUUAUGACUGAAAUCUAACUUUCUCGGAAUGUAUUGUUAUUUUUAUGUAAUCCGAUUGGUCAUCUUUGUCUAGAUGGCCUCGGUUAUAGUAGUCGCACUGUAACAGACAGCAGCGUCCGUUAUAUAACCGUGAGAACUGUACGUCCGUUUAAACGAUUCAAAGUUGCUCUUGUCCUUAUUGCCCUAACUGGGCGCCCCUGUCUAAAAGCUAACAGGUCAAUACAAGCCUUUUAUUUAUUGGUAUAUUUGAUGUUAUUUUCCAGGAGAUGACUCGUUUGUCUUUCAAAGUGUGCAUCAAAGACAGUCAGGGAAUGAGCAAGUCUCACGAUCCAGUUACAGUGAACUAUGCAAUAGUGGGAGGUACGUUACUCUUAUAUUUGCUUAUUCUUUAAUUUCAAAGAUUUGUCUCUUCAUACCGGUUCGUCCUAUUAUCAAGGCAUUUCGACGUUGGGUCAAACGUCGAAUUGAAGAAAUGAAUUCUAAUACGAAUAAAGUCAGGUAAUUGGCACUGUAAAAACCUGUGAUCAAAUCUCGAAGAAAGAAGUUAUAAAAAAAAUGACGUUUAAAUAAGGACAGCAUCGUAUUGUAAAAAAAGUAACUCCCCAUUUCCUAUCUUUUUUUGCCAUCAAUUGUCUUUACAGGAAAAACAAAGCAAAACUUAAAAAAAUUAAAAAGCAGUUGCGCUGUCAAAGGAUGUAGGACGUCAGGUCAAUUUGCUAUUCAUACAAGUUCUGAUUUUGUUCUUGUUGUUUUUUUUUUGCCCUAAAGAUAUAGACCCGUGCACAAACGUUACUUGCGAUUACCAUGCCAUCUGCAAAGCUUUCUCUGCAUUUGAUGCCCGUUGUGUUUGUGAUGACAACUGCCCGUCGUACGAGGAGCCAGUGUGUUCAUCCAACUCAACAACAUUUAAGAACAAGUGCUUUUGUCUGCUGGACAUUUGCAGGCGCAAGAGUAACCACACUCUCUAUCAUCCCGGCAGUUGUACAGGUAAGAGAGCGGAUUAUAAGGAUUUUUUAAACCACGUUAACCAGCGUAUGCAGAGCUCUAGUGUUGUGAGAUAUGGUGCCGCUGAUGACUUACGACAUCACUCAAUUUGGCGGCCAUCUUUAGUACCACCUUGGAAUCACCGUUUUAAGCACAUGGCAUUUUCUGUGCAGCUGUAGGUCCAAAAUAAAUCAUGAUUAAAUAUUAUUUUGCUUAUUUUGGUACUGUUUUGAACGCAACAAAGUGCCAAUCAUACAGUGCCACUAUAUGAUUGUGUGAUUGUACAAUCAACUUUUAAUUUAAUUCCUCGCAUAUAGAAAGGAUUUUAUACGUUUUUUUUUCUCAUCCUCAUCAGGUAUUUGUAGGAUGCAUCUUUGUUUUGUCUUUAUGUUAACUUUAUGGCUGUUGUUGUUUGUUUGUUUGUUUUUUUUAUCGCUUUCGGCUCUAAUUAGCUUUGUUUUUCUUUUAUGUUGUAUCUUCUUUUUCUUGUUGUUCCUCGACAGGUUUUCCUGUUCAGACUGGGCGAGUUUCACUGAGGAGACAUGUACAGUGGGCAGAGACGGCCUGUGAAGUAGUGAAAUUUCCACCGUUUUCAUUCUAUCCCGACAAAGAAGUGCACGUACAGAUAACGACCAAUCACUGGAACAUAAGCGAGAAAAAUUUUAUACAUGAUGCUACUGUGUCCUGGGUGGAAACUGUUAACUUCGAGAAUUUUGAGGUGAAUAUUUUAAAGGAAGUUUUCAAUUCAAGUAUUACUCCAAGUAGUAAUUAGUGACCCUCUGCACAUUUUUCUUACAUCUCCAAGAGCUCUUGUUUACCUGUCAUAUUUCUGGCCAGUAAAAUACUAUUUGAACAUAUUUUAUUUUCACAACGAGUUACUAGCGGAGAUUUCGCGUCUUGCUAGCGCAGAGGGGCACUAUGGGUAAGAAAAUUUGGUUAUCUAUGCAUCCAAGAAAUUUUGGUUACUAACAAAAUCGUGCGUACGUACGUAGGACCGCGUCUUCAUGUUAACGGAUGUUAAAUGUCUUACUAGCCGUAAGUCCAAAACAUAUACAAAUUGUGUUUAACUCGAUUGUGGACAUCCAUGUUAUAAUCAAUUGACAGCUGUCAAAGUAGGGCAUCCCCAGACCAGUGUCACACGACUUUAUUGCGGGCUCAGGUGUGCUACUUAUUGAGGUGACGGUUUUUUAAGUUGUCAGCUGACCAGUUAUAGAAUCAAGUGAUCGCAGGCUUGGAAAACCUUUUUUCAGCAAGUCAGUUACCACAAGAGCUCCGCUUUUGACCUUGGCUAAAUAUAUAUAUCACCUUACCAUAUAAAAUAAACAUUAGCCAUUACAUUUAAUAUUUAGGUGUGCGUGACUGCAGCAGGAAGAAAUGAUCGCUUUAUCAAAGAAUUUGCCACGGUGGACUGGAUGGCCUACCAAGGUGCUCCUGAUGGAGGUGUGGCGGGUAAAAUGCGUAUUCCAGAAUGGUGGACUGGAUCACAGUGCUCAAAAGUCAGCCUUCCUCAGGCAAUAACACUUUAUUGUUACCUCUCAGCUGCAUCUUGUUUCGUUACAUAAACCACAAAAAAUAAUGACCUUUAAUUAAGUUUUCAAUAAGGUGAACAUUUGCUAUGCUGAUGUCAUAAGUACUAAACACUCCAGUUGUUAUCCAAUCAAAGAUAUUGUACUUGGACUUGGAGACAUGAGCUGCAAAGAGGCAGCCCAGUUCUGUCCGCGAAAUUCUUUCUGACACAUAGGCCAUUUUUAAACCUUUUUCAAUUUUUACACUAUUUGUCAGAGGGGGGAGAUAUUCUUAAAAAAAGCAUUAUUUGAUACAAAAAAAUAUAGGAGAAAGAAACUUGUACGGUCUAGGGCUAAAUUUGACAGUCGCGUUCAGACACCUGACCACGAUCCAAUGUCCUAUGAGCGUCCCGAUCAAGUGAAAUGUUAUUUUUUCCAAAUUUUACAUGCUAUUCUCCCAAUCAGCUUUGCUGUGUAUACUUAAUGAUUACCAAUUCAACUUUCUUACUGUUAUGAAUGGUUUUUUUAACAGGGAAAAUUUGCGUCUACACCAACGGUCCUGGUUUCAGCAGAACAUAUAAGUGCAGACUUUAAGCAUGAUGCCGCAAGUUUGUGGGUGGAAAACGCAACCAGUUCCUCCUUUUACAUUUGUCUUCGAGAACUACAGAAUUAUGAUGGUCUACAUGAAGAUAUCUUUGUGGUAUAUGUUUUCUCCUUUAUAAAUAUAUCUGUCUGGCAUUUGCUAAAUCGUGGCUAAAGAAAUUUCAAGUGCAUUUUAACAAUUUGAUAUCUAAGUCGAAUGGAAAGUAGUUACAAAAUACUAGCUGACAACUUUAUUGCUGGCAACAGACGGUGAAUUUCUCUCUCAGAAGAAACAGGAUUUUUGGAUAAAGUAAACAACAUCUGAAACGUCCAGAAAUUAUAACCUUUUAGUCAGCCAAACCAUGAGGCCCCAUAGGCAAGUGUCUGCCGAAAACAGAUUAAGAAGCCACGAUAUUUGAGCACAGAAUAAGCUUUCUAAGACAAAAUCACCUAAACUAAAUACUUGUGAAGCGUUUCUUUUUAUGCUUGAAACCGUAGCCUGGUAACAAGAGCUCAACCACAUACCUCAAUUUUGUUUGUCAACGCUUUCGGUAAAUCAAUCGGAAAAACUGUCGCAUUCUGCACAUAAAUCGUCGAUAGAAACUUUUCUCGAGUCACACAGUCGAUUUAUUCAAGAUCCUGGAUGUAAACCAGCGGUUGAAAAGGAGACAUGGAGCCCCCGCCUUCCAAACAAUUUUUGACGAAGACGUCUUUGGCCUGGUCAGAGAUCAGCUUUCAAUUUCCAUCUCGCCGAAUAAAUUGCACCCCUAGAACCUCUUUUGUGAGGCCAAAGACGUUUUGCUGCCAACAACAAAGUUCGCAAUAUCCAAUCUUUCCUUCUCAAACCCGGGAUCAGUCUUCAUCCGAGUAGCUAAAUGAGACGAAAUACGAGAAGACGUAGCAGACUUUGCCAAUCGUGAGACUUGUUCCUUCGUAAGGCUUAAUGAUGUCUUCCGGACAGCUUUGCUUAAGGCAACCACAAAAAAACUCUAAGAAUGCCCACUAAGAGAGCCGUGUUCAGUCUAAAACGCGGGCUGACUUCAAAAUGGCAUACACAGAGAAUUCUAUAGGAAGUUAUGACAGGCGUUUUUUAAGAGGGGGGGAGGUUGUAGGUUAAUAGCCAUUGAGAAACACAUGACAGUCUAUCUAAUGCAGCGUAUUAUUCAGCCAACAAAUUCAACAAUAUGACGUUCUAAUGACGUCAAACGUCAUUGUGUCAAUCAAAUUGUGCCUAGACGUUGGAAAAUAUUUUAUUCUGUGUAAUUUUGGUGGCCGUAUCACGCGUAGUCUCCUUCGCAGCCGUUAUUAGAGUCGUCACGCAACGCUCCUCCCCACUAGUGGGGAGGAGCGUUGCGUGAGGACCCUAAUAACGGCUGCGAAGGAGACUAUAUCACGAGAGGUUUUAAAGUUAUAGAGGGGAGCCUCCAAAGCCAACCCACCCAGGUCGCAGGGAGCAAAAAAAAAAAAAACGGGUCAAUGAUAAAAUACGUGAGAUGAGUUCUCGCUAGCAUUGUGGAUACAAGUUACAAAUCGUCUUAGGGCACAUAGCUCAAUUAUUUUUACACGGGAUUUAGGUAUGAGAUAGCAAUCCAUUUUUUAUUGCUAUCACUCUUUUUAGAGUUGGAUGGCCUUUGAAACAAUCCACAGGCCCCUUUUCGCUGAGAGCAAACACGUAGAUUUUCCAAACAACAAUUCCGUUUCUACGAGCUACAACUUUACUUUUAAGUAGAAGAAAGCUCUUUAUCUGUUUAGAUGGAACAGUAGACUUGCUACAAGUCGACCUCUGGACGAAGUCGCGAGAGGUCGACCUUCAUCCCGCGCCAAAUUAAAUCCGACGAAGGACUUUUUUGAAAGUCUAAUGGGACAGCAGAGAAAAGCGGCUAUCAAAUAAGUACAUUUAGGAAUUUUAAAUCAUCUUUACGGCUGUAAAACUCCAGACUUUAUCCCAACUUAAUAAAUGGGAGUAAAAAUGAAGGAAGUUGACCAUGACUGAUCUCACAUCUAGUUGCCAAAUCAUGUCAUAUGAUCUUUCAAAAGAAAUGAGAUGAGGCCAAGAAAUGAACGUAUGUUUUGAAAGUUCAUCAAAGCCGUCGGAAAAAAAAAUCUUGAACAAAGAAAUGUUUUUCUUACUCAAAAAUUACCUGUUCCUUCGAGUCAGCGCAGAUAAAUUCCAGCCACCUAUAGUAUCACCAUUCAUUGAUCAAAAAUGGACGGUGAUUCAAAUGCUAUAUCAACAGCCUUAUUUUUAUGUCCUUAGGACGUUCCAUUUGCAAAGAAUUACGACAAAGAACCCAUAGUAUUAAUAGCAGCCGGUCACAACUCAGAGGGCAACAAUUUGAAGCCAAUAUACAUGUCCGUGACCCCAUGGAUUGAGGUAUUCUCAAGUUAUUUAACUAAUAUACAACGCUCUUUCUUCAAAAUAAGUAAGAUCAAGCUGACAACCCUGUAGGAAAUGUGCAAAUGAGCUAAAUUUCACCUUUCUCUGUUCAUGCAGCCUGUUUAUCAGUCAUAGUCGCGCAGCGAAAAGUACUAUCUAUUUGUCCAUCUGUUAUUCGAGGUCAGUUUUUUUUUUGUUUAGAUAGGAAUUCAAAAUGACUCAGUUACAGGCGUUUAAGCGAACGUCUCUAAAAGUUGAGCUAUUACUGUUUGUUCUUGUAAGCGAAAUAUGUGAUGCUAGAUGAUAUGCUUAUUUUACAGCACAUCAAGACCAGCGAAUUCCGCAUUUGUCUUAAGGAGUUGUUCGCUGACCAGCAUGAUCCUGUGACUGUGUCCUAUACAGUACUGGCAGGUGUGUUAGUAAAUGAUAAAAACAAAUUUUCUUUGCGAAGACCUUCUCAUGCCCAGCAGGCUUUGGUAGAUGUCAAGUAAACUUAGAGGCUCCUUGUUUCAUAUCUCCUUUAAGUAAUCACCAGUAAAUGUAUUUUCUUAGUUCCUACGUACUACAGGUAAAGGUUUCUAUUUCCAAAAACUUCUCGGUCAGCUAAGGCCUAAGCCAAACGUAUAUAGAAGUUUUCAUGGAACGAACCAAACUCUAAUUUGAGUCGACCUAACUUAAGUUAAUUAAGAUCGGCUGCUGGAUAACACGUCGAUCUUUAUAGGGCGCGUGGAACCAAUCAACUGAAUCAGAUCAGUAAUAAAAUUAUUUUCUCCCGAACGAUUUUAUAUAGAUUAACGAACAAUUUUUUUAAAAUUUAUUAGUUUAGUUCCUCACAUGUGAAGAUCGACGUUUGUCCUGGAGACGAUCUUCGGACGCUCUGUCCGUCGUAACGUGUUGGACGAACCAAACUCAUUCAGCGAACUUAACUGAGCCAAACGUCGCUAAGAAGGUUUCAUGAACUUAAAUCACUAAGUUUGGUUUGUCUCAUGAAAAGUGCGACGUUUGGCCCAGUCUUUGUUACGCACAAUUUACUUCACACAAAAUGUUUUGUAUACUGCAGAUGUUUGUAAGCCGGGCUGGUCAUAUUUUAAUGGUAUUUGCUACUCGACAAGCCAUUCGUGCAAAAAUUGGACCGAAGCUGAGAAAACCUGCCAAGCAUAUAGCGGCAACCUCAUCACUGUGCGGAAUCAAGAAGAAAACGUCUAUAUUCAGCAUCGGCUGAAUGGUGCCAGGGGCUGGAUUGGGCUAAACGAUAGGGUAAUUGAGGGUACUUUCGACUGGGCAGAUAAUCAAACCAGUAACUUUUCAUACUGGGCGAAGAACCAACCAAACAACUUCAACAAUGAAGAUUGCGUUCACACUUUGGGAGUCAGUCAUAGUUUUAUGUGGAAUGAUGUAAGCUGUGGUACUUGCCAUAACUAUACCUGUUCAGAAGGUUUGUGGGUGACUUACCUCUUUUAUAUACCAACUUUUGUACGCUAUAUACAGUUAAAAUAGUGUGACGGGACGCGUGAGCGUAACCCGUUUACUAUAGUGACAACUUAGUGUAAAAAUUUAAAAAUAUACAUGUACAAUAAUAAAAAAAAAAAGCACUUUAAAUAAUGCUCCAAAAGAAAAUAAAACUAUUCAAGAUAUCUAGGAUCUAAAAUGAUAAUUAUAAAGUCUGAUCUUUAAAGUUCUCUUAAGUAAAUUACUUAUUCGGCUGUAAAAAAAUUUAUUGACGACUACUUCAUAUCCACAAAAGUCCAAAAGAUGUUGAAGGAAGAGAGUUAAUAAUUUCGAAAGCGAUAAUCAUUGUUCAUGUUGCAACUUUAAGUUUAAAGUUUCUAAAGUUGUUUAGUGUUCCCGAGAGUACAGAAUUCUGCAUGUUAUAUAAAAAAACUCCCUUACUCUUUACUUUCGACCAACUGCUUCAGCUGGACUUCUAAGUCUGGGCACCACCCCCCAAGUACGUCCAUUAUGAUAUUAUAUUGUUUCACUUCAUAUCCUUGGUACUUCUGCUUUAACUCCAGUCCCAACGGAGCGGUUCGUAUUGCGUGGUUUUCUCCUCCUCCUUUUUCUCCCGGCUUGUAACCCAUGAGCAGCUCAUCUCAAGCGUUAUAACUUGCUUUAACUUGCUUUAACUCGUGUUUCAUAAUGCGAGCAUGAACUCUGUUGGCUUCAACUUCUUGGUGCUCCGCAAAUAGGGGGACAUCCCAGAACACUUGCGCAUCGUUCGCCUCGUACACUGGCUUCGGUUUCAGUGGCGGGUACUAAGGUGGCACCGAGUCUCUGACAAGACCUAGGUCUUGCAAAGUCUCGAAGAAAAGUAUCCUCAGGGCUGCAUUAUUAUGUCGAGUAAUGUACUUGUUCUGUGCAAGGGCAGUACAACAAGCCAGGACAUGAGUGACACUUUCAGGGGCCUUAUUACAUAGCCUGCAGGUUACCUCAUCCAUCACAUCCGUGUGCUUUUUCUGGCAGUCAUACAACCUCGUAGGUAUUAUUAUUAUUAGUAUUAUUAUUAUUAUUAUUAUUACUAUUAUUACAAGAGACUAUAAAGGGGACAGAGAGGGCAUCCCCCAUAUACACGCUAUUCCAUAGGUAAUUCGUCUCGAGUUAUUUUUAGAAUCGGGAUAAAGUUACCUCGCGCGAGGCGUGGAUGUUUCGUGGAGGUUUCGCAUGACAAAACGCCGUGCAAAACAUGUCGGGCGAGAGGCAAUGAAAGCGUAAAAAGAUCGAGAACAUUCCUGAAUAUUGAAGCAAAAUGAGUCGGCGCUGACCUGGGAAAAAGGAAUCGCUGGACUCUUUGACAACCCGUGAAAUCAGUUUAACUCGAAGUUGUCGUAACCUCAGUGCUUUAAUAAAAUGAGAAAUUUCGCCGGUCUAUUGAAACCGGUCGUUUGUACAAUUUAGGGAGUUUAAGAUCCAACGACGCGGACGACAACUAGAACGUCAAAAAAACAAUAGGUUUAAUUAGCAAAACAACAACUUCGCACGUGCAACACAAUUUUUUGUUCAUUUCCUUUCCGUUUUUGCACGACUACGACGUGAAAAUGCCUAAUUUCGCUUUUUAUGGAGGUCAUAAAUAAGCAACGACGAAAUUUUAUUUCUUUUUCUGAGCUUGAAUAUGGUCCCUUGAAAUUCAGCUUUAGGAGGGUUCGCCUACAAUUGACAAAGUAAGUGGGUAGGAAUAAUCGCUAUAAAGACUGAAAAAAAUAAACAUCAAACCAGAAAUUGCUCUCUUCAAACUGUAAAUUAUAAAUGAUCCUUAGAGAAUAUUCAGAGUGUUAAGGAUUUCGCUGCUCUACUGUUAGCUCUAUACAAGAGAGGAAGGGCGAUUCUUUUUUAAUUUCGGUUUCGCUGACACAGCUUUCGCAGAAAUCUCGCUGUAGUCGUUUUCGUCGACAAAAGGAAUAGCAAAAUCGCUCUCCCCGUCUUCUCCCAUUUUGUUCUGCGUCAUUUCGUGAAGGACGCGUGGCUCUCAGCGUGGGUCAUCCACGCGGAACACAUUCGCGCUAUGUGAUUGGCUGUUGUCUAAUCCCCCUUGAGAUCUGUGGUGUUAAAAAUAACUCGACACGAAUUACCUAUGGAAUAGGGUGUAUAUGGGGGAUGCCCUCUCUGUCCCCUUUAUAGUCUCUUGUUAUUAUUAUUACUAUAAACGUUUUCAAUGUUAUCAGGAGCCGAUAUUAUUAAUUGCUUCCUACACUCUCCUAGAACCGGCGCCAAUCCAUGGUCCUGAGGUACCAGGGGAGUUUUUUAUAUGAUGGACACUGAGAAACCUUCUCAGUAUGUGCGCCGUUCCUAGCAGGAUGAUCUUUUGCAGCUCAUUAAUGUUACUGGCUCCAGGAAUCUUACCUAAAUUCUGGCCCAUUCCCUCUCUAAUAAGUCCCAGUGCACCAACAAUAACCGGCACAGUCUCUGUCCUCAUUCCCCACAUUCUCGUGGUUUCAAUCUCAAGAUCUUUGUAUUUUAGAAGCUUUUCAAUGACUUUCGUGGCGGUGUUUCGGUCGGAUGGUAGCGAUACAUCUAUAAGUUUGCAACAUUAUUAUUGUUAUUGUUAUUAAUAUUACUAUUGUUAUUAUUCAUUAGUUCGUAUUCAAAAGCAAUUUCCGAUUUGCCCCAAGCCUGUUUCAAACAGACAUUAUAAAACUACUUCCUCAUGAAAGGGUUUGCUCUUGACCUCAUUUUGAAAGUGUGGGUUUUUAGAAAUCGAAAAUGGUCUAUUUUAACGUUUCCAGGCGUUAAGAGUUAUUUUUAUUUAUUUCAUUUGUAUUUUCAGAGAAUAUCCUAAUUUACUUUCACCAAUUUACACCUCAAUAACCAAUAGGCCAUUUGCACGAUGAUGUCAUUUACUACUACUUCCAGAAUCCUUCAGGGUAUUGCUUUCUUAUGCAAAUUACGGCUUUUGUUAUGUAAACCUCACUGGGAUUAGCAAAUUUAAAUAUGAAAGAAAAAACGAAAUGAAUUCUGGUCCUAGUAGUAAAAAAUCGUCAUCGUGCAAGUGGCCCAUUUCUUUGGCUUCUUAGGUGACAAAAAGUUUGAGUUUACUGUAAGGGGAUGUUUACAUGAGAAAACUCGCACCGGCGCGAGUUUCAUACCAGGAUGACUUUUUGAUUUCGUAUCGCGUUUACAUGACGACUGGGCUUUUUCGUAUCUCGUUAGUUGAAGGUACACGUCAUGUUAAUAAAAUACACGUGUGAUUCAAAAUCGCAAACAUAACGCAUGCUCUACCCGUUUCAGUCUACCGGCAGAGCGAUUUCACACCGAAACGGGUGGUCGUUUCGCGCUUACAUGAUACCGUUGCCAGAUUUCGUACCGGAGCGAAAUUCUCGCCCCGGUACAAGAACCGGGGUGAGCUCACGCCGGGGUGACUCGCGCCGGCAUGUCAUUUUGUGGUGGUAUCAUGUAAACAAAUAUAGAGCCAUGAGAGGGAACCUGAGUGAACUCGCUCCGGGGCGAAAGUCGCCCCGGCUUCAUGUAAACACCCCCCAAAAUCUGUUUGUUGCAGAAAUAGUAUAAAUUAAAGGAUUAGUCUACAAAGAAAAAUAGGCACUACUUUUGUGAAAAAGAAAAUUAGACGUCACAAAAAGGAUCCAUAAGUAGGUGCUUUUAGCACUGCAUCACCCCUUCAUACACAACAGUUUUCGUGCUGAUUAAAUCAUAUGAGCAACGAUUUUAAUUUUUAUUCUUUUGUUAAAAAAGUUGAUUGACAAUCGAUCGUUUCAUUAAUUGUUUUGCCGGUUGAUUGACUGAACGAUUGUUUUAUAUUCGUUUUUAAAAUUAGAUUAUGAUGAAUGUGGAGGAAACAAUAACCGUUGUCAUCAGAACGCCAUCUGCACAAACAUCAUUGGCUCCUAUAGCUGCCGGUGCUCCGUAGGAUAUGCCGGUGAUGGCUUGCUUUGCAGAGGUAUUAUGUUCAAAGCCCCAAGUUUUAGUUUUUCGUUUAAUUCAUGAAGCAUAAUUAUCAAAGGAAACUCAUCCAAUGGUAAACAGACAUCUCUUGUGAGUUUAAGGCUAGCUACAACUCUGGUCAAAACGUCUUGGGACACUGGAGGAAAUUUGGCACAAAGACACACUUUGCUAAAUUAACUCAUAUUCUACCUCUUAAAAAAGCUUGGGGAUGUUGUUAUAAGGGGCUAUUUCUGCUGUCCCCCUCUCCCCCAAGCAGUGUUGAUUGUGUUGAAUUAAAACUUGAAUACAUAACGUCAACACUGCACCGAGGGGGAAGGGUGGAGGGAAGAUGCCUCAAUUUGACGAGCUAUUGCGUUAGUGUCCCAAGAGUUUUGACCGGGGUUGUAGAAUAAAGUAGAAUAAGCAUGCUUUCACCGUAAAAUUGCGUGAAAAUGUAUUUUCCAAAAAACUCUUUAGAGGGUUUUUAAAUACUGAGCAGCGUAUAAUAGUAGUGAAAUAAGCGUUUAAAUAUAGACUGGAAUAAAUUAGGAGGGAAGUCUUCUCAGCAACUUCUUUUUCCAAUUUCAGAGAUAAUAAAAUUUGCACAUUAUUUCCUAAUCUCUAUGAAUAACAGCAAUAAAGUUGAUUAACUAUCCUUAUUUUAUAGUUCAUAGGUAUACAAACCAUCCUAUAACUUUAAAUGCAGCCCAAAAAGAGAACUAAAGUUCAUAGAAAAAGAACAUGUACGUACGGUUGUUGUAUUUCCCUGCAAUUUCAAAAUCUAAGCUCUUGUAGACUUAGUAGCUUAUCGCUCUGGUUUCAACGUUCUCGACAAACCCGAGUGGGGUUGCUUGUUCCGCAGGCUAAAGCUUUCGGGGAUUCAUUAUGUGAGGCUUUUUUUUUUGUAUACUAAUGGGGCCACCAUUCCAGAAGCUUCAAAAUCCGACGGUACUUUCUAAAGAGAAAUUUUUCUUGCUUCAGAUGUCGACGAAUGCUCUUCAGGUCACCAGUGUGACAGCAGUGCGACAUGUUACAAUACAGAUGGCUCCUACACGUGCACAUGUAACAGCGGCUUCACGGGGGAUGGACGAACCUGUCAAGGUACGAGCCUUUGAAUAAAUACUGAAUACUGUAAACGACAGUUCUCUAAAGCUUUUCGAUAAAUUAGGUUGGCUGCUAAUAGGUGACAUCAUACGUAUAAGGAAACUUCUCAUACACAAAGUGGGUCAAGAUCUUCGUCCUAAUUAUUUCACGUCCUUUUUGAAACAUGUCCGUUCUUCACAUGCUCAUAGUACUAGAUCCGCCGCCAAUAAACACGUUCUGCCACCUCUCUGUUAAAGAAACUCAGGACUUAGCGUAGGAAGUUCGCAACUGUUUGUCGUUUAUAGAAUAAGUUAGGUCACUCAUGUAUAGAGACGUAGUUUCCGACGCAAUGUUCAGAAAAACACUACAGGAUAAGUUUACCAGUUAAGACAACGCCUCAUUAGCACAUUUUAAGGUUUUCAGAUCCUUUCAGACAUUUAAGGAAGUUGUAGAGUUUUUCAUUUUUAUGUCAAAUUUUUUCAUAACUAGUACCUGUUGUGUGGAGGUCCAUUAUAAAAGUACCCGGUAAACGGUUAUGUUUCCACCCUCGUUUUUCUUGUUGUUCCUUCCUCUUCUUCUACUGAUGUCGUUUAAGAAGAAACAAAAAGCAAACUGCGGUGAUAAACAUGAGGAAAUAUAAAAGGGAGAAAAAAGACUUUAACUUGACUUUUCGUGUGUUCCAAACAUAUAUUUCAUACAUUUUCAGCCGCGGCCCGUCCCCCUUCUUAUUUUUAGGCUGAACUGAAGCCCCUAGCGUUAAGUAAAAUCAAUUUCUCAGCCGAGCUCUCUUCUUACUUGCAGAUCUGAAUUUGCCACUGUUUACAUGCACAGAAUUGAAAUGCAUCUCUUCUCAGUGGUCUACUACUGUUCUUGUUAGGUCUUGAAAAGUCAGUCACUCCUAUGACUAAGACAUUCUUUGACAAAAAAGAAGAUCCAGCUUGAAAUAAAUAAAAAUCUUCUUAUCUUCCAGAUGUUGAUGAAUGCUCGCUCAACACCCAUGACUGUCACUCCCAUGCAAUCUGCACUAACACAGAAGGGUCAUUUACUUGCAAGUGCGACGUGAAUGCACAUUACAUUGGUGACGGGAAAACAUGCACUCCUCAUCGUAAGCCGAAUUAUAUGUUUUACUUCAUUUUGUUCUCUUCGUUUUACCACUCUGCCAAUUGUUAACUUCUACUCUGUGGGAAAAGGUAUCCACCAAUAUUUAUGUCGCCAAAGAGCGACCCCUCACCUGCCUGUCGAUUAUCUUGAUUAUGCUUUGUCCCAGAAUAUACUCUUAAUGAAAUUUCAAAUGCACCGCAAGCGAGAUUUUCGUGCUUAUUUUUUUGGUUGCUUCUGACUUUCGUGGGUACUUUAAUUUUGAGUGUAUUUUACGCUAACCUCGCCUAUAUUUUUAAUAAGUCAAUAGUUUUUGGUUUGUUUUGUUUUGUUUUUUUCAGGUAUAGCAAAUACUUGAGUCGGUGUCAGUUUUCGAAAUACAGCAUCUUUAUCAGGAUGAAUUUCUGAUUUACCUUCUUUUUACCAGGUGAUCUCGAUGACUCCGUUAUUUUAGCGAAUGAUGCCAGCAAGAUAUCGCAGUUAAAUACCUGGCUUCUUCCGCACUUGCAAAAUCCAGAAAGAAGUUAUUGGAAACUGUGUUAUAGGGCCUCUAAUCAUGGCUGGAGAUCACGGACCUUUCACAGCUAUUGCGAUAACAAAGGACCCACUGUAACAAUUGUUAGGGUCGGGAUCUAUAUUUUUGGAGGCUACAACGACAAUUCAUGGCAGUGUAAGUCUUUGAAAUAGCUAAGAUAAGAAGAAGGUAUCGAUUAUUUGAACUGAAUUAAAACCGGGCGUUAUUAACCCCAAAUGCGAAAGGAAGGAGAGACUGGGCCUUUACAAUUUUCGCAAAUAGUUCAAAACAAGUCUAGUCUUGACUAGAUUGUCAUUAAUCACUAGCAAUACUGCCAAUUGGAGAGGAUUGUAUAGUAAGAGUUUAAUCAAAUACUCGCAACCUGACAAUCUAAUCCAAAGUCACAACAUUGCUGAAGCAUGAACUGCAUUCUAAAAAUUUGCCAUUGUUAUUAUUGAGAAAAAAAAAUGACAACCAGUAGCUUUGAUUGGCACAAUCUGGCACAUUUUCCAUGCAUUAUCGGUGAUGACAACUGUUAUAGCCACUGGUUCCUCCUUGUACAACGGCUUGGCCGUGCGUUUUCUUGUACGAUCGGGGAUUAGACGUAUCCAGAUCUAGAAAAAUAAAUGUUUGUCCGGCUUAAAACGCGUCAAACAUGCCACCAAAAAACUGUGCUGAGUCCUCGGGCUGCUUUAUUUAUAAUUUAUUUAUUUAUUGUUAUUAUUAUUAUUAUUAUUAUUAUUAUUAUUAUUAUUAUUAUUAUUAUUAUUAUUACUAUUUUUAACAAGCGCGUUUGAGGCUGCGGGGGUAUGGGGCUUAGUGGAGAAGGUCUGGCUUAGUGCUGCUGUACUGCAGCUGGUUCUACCAGGUCUUUUUCUUGAAAACUGAUAAGGGUGGGCCGCCGUUUCUUUUAAAUGUUCUAAGGGAAAAGCCCUGGGGACGAAAUUUGUGGUAACUUGUGAUGCUCCAAUUCAUGAGGAUUUGAGCGUGAUUUAUGUGGUCUUUCACGCAUCGUAUACUACGUCCCUGCUCUCGGUAUUUACUAACCCGCCACCGUUUCCUAAAAAUACACCAUUUAACAGCUGUGGGCUUAGUAUCCUAGACUUCGAGUGAGUGCAAGACUGAGGUUGACCAUGAUAGAUAGAUAGUUAGAUAGUUUGUUACCAAUACUUUGCUGCCCAAAGGCUGAAUUGCGUAUUUACAAAAGAUGCAAUUGAUAAAAUGUGUAUAUAAAACUAAUUACCGUAAAUAAAAAAGUGUGAAAAAUGUGAUAAAAAGUCUAAAAAUCUACGUACAGGAUCAAAUAAUAAAAGUAUUCCUAAAACGACCUGUCUUGCAUUUAGGCACAAUGAAGCGCCUAUUGCACCUUAGAGCAUAACAAUGAUUUCAUACAAACCUCCUUUGUUUUCUUAUGGAAAUUAUACUUAAAAAGUACUUGUUGGAAUGAAAAAAACCACGAUUUACAUAUUAAGAAAGCAGAAAUUGUUGUAUCAAAGCAAGGUCCACUCCAGCCUCGUUUCCAUCCAUAAUUGUAAAAUGGUCUAUUGAACUCGACUGGGUUACAUUGUUCGUGUUCUGUUUUUUGUCUCUUCAGGGUCUGCUGGUUAUCAAUAUUCGACAAAUACCUUCUUGUACUCACUGGAAAACUACAAAGGGUAUGGAUACUUCAAACAGGACAUAACCAACGGCUACUAUGGCGAGGCCACUUACAGCUCUUAUAAUUAUGGUCCAACCUUUGGUGGGGGCCAUGAUAUGUAUAUUGCGGACAAUGCGGGAGGAAAUACCCAUUCUGACUUUAAUUGUCACUCGUACCGCAGCGGUCCCUAUUGUGACAAUUACCUCUGGGUUGGAACACGAUACGGGAAUAAUUUCCGCCCAGAUGAGUUAGAGGUUUAUUAUGAAGUGCUUGCUUAA